AAAGAGGGGCGCUAACCCAUAGCGUUACAAUUGAUGUAGGCAAACACAUCUCUAGCCUUUCCUCCGACACGGCACGAAUGACAGAACACUGUGUUAGAAGAACCGGACUAAUUAACGUAGCUACAUUUCAAGGAUGGCAUUUUUCUACAUCACUAUAAAGCCAUCUUUCCCACCUUUACAACCGUGUACAGAGAGGUAAACGGAAGCACCUGAAGAGCCUUACGAAACAUUCGGCACUGUGGACACAUGGAGACAAGCUUGCCAAAGCCCUGACCACUACAAAUUCACCUCGAGCCUCAGCUGAUUCACAUUUCCUUCUUUUUUCCUACGCUGUGGUUGUAAACAUAUCACUCUGUCUCCCCAGUUCAAAGACUUCCCACAUUUAUCCUCCCUCUGUACCACAGGACCCUCACAGUGCCCCUCAGAGGGGCAAUGCCAGUCUUGCUUAAUGCCGACGCCUCCUUUAGCUCCAAGCAGGAGCUCCUGGACCUACAGGAGUGCCCUCUCAGUGGGGGUCCCUCUCUGGACACCCCCAGUCCCGUGGACUCCCAGACAGACAGCCCCAUAGGCUCAGGCCCCAGAAGCCCCAGCAGUCCUGGAGCUGAUGGCCCCAUUCGGCCUCCCAUUUUCACUGGGGCUUCCACACUCCCCAGGCAGCUAUAUGGUGUGGAAGCAAGACCUCAUGCAGAGCCUCCCAUGGGGUUAAAGCUGAUCUCCACUGACUUGGAUCAGCUAUGUGGCUGGGGGGCUCUGACACCCAAAGCUAUUCAAGUUUUCAACACCCCUCGUUGGGUGCUGUUCUUCCUUUGUGUGGCCUCUUUCCUCCAGGGGAUGAUAAUCAAUGGCUUCAUUAACACGGUGGUCACCUCCAUUGAGAGGCGUUUCGACCUGCGCAGCUACCAGGCCGGACUCAUCGCCAGUUCCUACGACAUCGCCGCCUGCGUCUGCCUAGCCUUCGUCAGUUACUUUGGCGGGACGGGGCACAAGCCUCGCUGGCUGGGAUGGGGGGUCCUGAUCAUGGCACUGGGUUCCCUGGUGUUUGCCUUGCCUCACUUCACCACACCCCCCUACCAGGUCAGCCUGCCCGAGCGAACAGGAAUGUGCUCUACCAACCGUACCAGCCCGUGCCAGGACAAGGAGGGCGGGGGAUUGUCCAGCUAUCGUUUUGUUUUCAUGCUGGGCCAGUUUCUGCAUGGUGUUGGAGCUACGCCUCUCUACACACUAGGGGUCACAUACCUGGAUGAGAACGUCAAGUCCAACUAUGCGCCAGUUUACAUAGGAAUCUUCUACACUGCAGCCAUUGUGGGUCCGGCAGCAGGCUACCUGCUGGGAGGAUACUUCCUCAACAUCUACACCGAGAUCCACCUAACGACAGAGAUGACUCCAGAGAACCCUCUGUGGGUCGGGGCUUGGUGGAUCGGCUUCCUUGCAGGAGGAGCAGCAGCUCUACUGGUAGCAUUCCCCAUCCUGGGCUACCCACGACAGCUACCGGGCUCUCAGGAGUAUGUGGCCAUGCGGGUGUCUGAGGCCCACCAGCUGAAGGACGGGAGCCACACCACAGCCUCAGACCCUCAGUUUGGCAAAUCAGUCAAAGACAUGCCAAGGUCUGUGCUGCUCCUCUUGAAGAAUCCCACUUUCCUGUUCCUGUGUUUGGCUGGAGCGACUGAGGCCACCCUCAUCGCUGGCAUGUCCACCUUUGGUCCAAAGUUCCUGGAGUCACAAUUCAGUCUCAGUGCAUCAGAGGCUGCUACAUGGUUCGGAUACAUGGUGGUGCCUGCAGGAGGUGGUGGCACCUUCCUGGGCGGCUACAUUGUGAAGAGACUGAACCUGCGCUGUCGGGGUAUCAUCCGCUUCUGCAUGAUGUGUGCGAUGGUCAGCCUGGUCGCCAUCUUCAUCUUUCUCAUCCACUGCCCCAACGUUCCAAUGGCUGGGGUCACAGCACCGUACAAGUCCAGUCUGAUGGAGAAACGCCAACUGGACCAGUACAAACACCUGUACGACAAGCCCAGCGAGCUGCACCUUUGGAACAGCUCGUCUUUAGAGGAGAACCUGACAGUGGGCUGUAACGCAGGCUGUAGCUGUGUCAGAGAGCUGUAUAACCCGGUGUGCGGGGCAGACGGUGUCAUGUAUUACUCCCCCUGCCAUGCUGGCUGCAGCUCCAUCAACCACACCGAACGCUCCACCGGCAAACAGGUGUACUCUGGAUGUAGCUGUGUGGUGGGGAAUGUGUCGUCAGGUGAAGAGGGCUUUGCUCUCGCAGGGAAGUGUGGCAGCUCCUGCCACCACAUGCCGGCCUUCCUCUCCUUCCUCUUCAUCAUCAUCUCCUUCACCUUCCUCUGUAGCAUCCCAGCACUCACUGCCACACUCAGGUGUGUGCCGGACAGCCAGAGAUCCUUUGGACUCGGCAUCCAGUGGAUUGUUGUGCGCACACUUGGUGGUAUCCCAGGACCCAUAGCAUUUGGUUCUGUGAUUGACAUUUCCUGCUUACUGUGGCAAGAUCAGUGUGGUGAACAGGGCUCCUGCUACCUCUAUCAGAACUCAGCCAUGAGCCAGUACACGCUAGUAGCUGGUAUCAUUUAUAAGGUUUUGGGGACAAUCUUUUUCCUGUUAGCCAGCAUCCUUUACCAGCCUCCUCCUGAGUCACCUCAAAGCAGCUGUGAGAGCACCGACCAUGGAGCGGGAAACAUGAGCGACCUGCCCGUCAAAGACCUGCCUGAAGACGGUGUCAUCGUCAACCUGCACGCCAGGUUAUGACGUCUGACACAACCUAACCGCUGAGUUUUUAUCUGAUUGUAUGUGUGUGUUUGUGUAGGUGUUGCUUAAUGCACAGUGUGUGAGUGUGUGAGUGUGUGUGUGUGUGUGUGUGUGUGUGUGUGUGUGUGUGUGUGUGUGUGUGUAUGUGUGUGUGUGUGUGUGUGUGUGUGUGUGUGUGUGUGUCUGUGUGUGUGUGUGUGUCUGUGUGUGUGUGUGUGUGUGUGUGUGCGGGUGGUGAUGGGAGUCAGGGUGGGGAGGUGCUUCCUUUACACCAACAGCCUUCUAUCAGCCAUAUUGACACCAGCCCCCAACAUACACACGUAUAGAUGUGAACACUUGCAAUCACUCAAAUCGACAAAAUGACUACGGACAGACACACACACACACACACACACCACACACACACACACACACACAAACACACACAUACACACACACAGCAAACAGCAAACAGCCCCAGAAUGCUUUGGUGCACGCACACACACACACACACACACACACACGCACACACACACACACACACACACAUACAUUACUACUACUUUUUAUAGUACACAAAGACUUCUAACAUGCUGCUUUCUUGGAACAAAACCCUGCUGUGACUGCAUGUGUGUGCAUGUGUGUGCGUAUCUGAGUGUUUGAUUGACAGGGCAGUGCCACACAAUUUUUUAUGUAAACGGCAGCAUUUCUACAGAUAUCUCUAAACUAUGUUAAAUCAGUUCAAAUGACGUUUUUCGAAUGUGAGUCUAAUGACAUUACUGUUUUUGUACUGUCAUUACAUCAUAUGUCAUCGUCCUUUAGAAGCCAGUGAAACGGCUGAGACCGAUGUGGGGUAUAUUAUAUGCCAUACGUAUGAAGCAUUUAUGGAUGUGGAAAAAAAAAGGCAUUUAUAUCCAUCUUCUCUUUCUGUUCGUUCCUCAUUGGUGGAACAUAGUUACGUUGCUUUGUUUGCUUCCCACAGAUAAAGCCAUGGUCUAAUAUAUUGUACCAGAGCUCCAGACCAAUAAUAAUGAAGCCAAAUCGUUUUUCAUAUCAUGUUACAUUUUACACCAAGAGUAUCUAAAGGCACUUAUAUUGAUAUAAUGUGAACAUAGACUAUUGGCCACAGUACAGCAGCACAAAUAUAUUUUCAAUUAGAAAAGCACAUGUGUAUUUUUGAUAGCUACUUGAACACAUGUAUAAUACAUUUAUGACCAGUAAUUGGCUUGUAUUUAAAAGUAGGAAUAAAGAGAGGAAGAAAACUACAAUACAUUUGUUUUCUACAUGAUACAUAUAAAUAUAUAUAUAUAUGUAUACAGUAUAUAUAUAUAUAUAUAUAUAUAUAUAUAUAUAUAUUGGUUUGAUGGUUUGAUCGCUCUGUUUGCCAGUUUAGUAAUAAGAGCUUUGAUGCUUCUCUUCUAUAGAAAAUGCAUAGCUGCACUUUAGAAAAAUAACAAAGCACUGAGAAGUUUGGAAAGUGUAUGUUGACACAAUAAAGGCCUGGUAGCAACGUUUAAAAUGGCAAAAUUAUGGAACAAAAGCACUUAUUUCCUGAUGAAUUGCUGCAAUAAUUUUACUCAUGAGGGUAAAUCUGCACACAAGUUUAACUUUGGUGAACUUUGACCUUUGAUGGUCUGGAGAAAGACCAAGAUGGAGGAAGCUGAAUUCUGGCUUGUUAGCUGUGUUGCACCAUCAACUUUUAUAGUGAAACAAAGUGAGGCCAAACUUUCAGGACCUGUUCCACAAGUAAGAAAACCUCAUUCAAAGUCCCAUUGACAUUUGUAAUAACAGUUAACUAAAAAUCCUCCUUAGCCUUUCUCAAGGGUAUCUCACAGAUCUCAUCAUAUUCUGUUUGCACUUGACUUGUCAGUCACAAUUUCUCUUUGAGCUUCUUUCAAAUUUUUUCUCUGUAAUGUUUCAUUUUGUUCCCCCUGGCAUUUUCUUCUCAGGACUGAACAUCAUUCCACCCAAUAAAGAAUUAGUGAAAAGGGAACAAAGCCCUUUGAGUAAGCCAGCUUGCUAGCUGUCAUUUAGCAUGCACGUUAGCUUGGUUACCAACAUGACAACAAAUACAGUUUAUUUAGAAGAUAUUUUUGUACAUUCAGGUCCUGUCUCAGAACUGUCUGCAAACCAUUCCUCGUUUGUCGAGAAGUAUAUACUCCAUCAGAGAAGGUUAAAUAAUAGUGGAGGAUGCAACAGAGCUAAUAAGCUACACGCUCCAUCUUGGACUCUCCAACUAGCUGUGUCAUGAAUCAGGGGCGGUCUAGAUGUCGUAGACCACGAAGGCCUAACCGAAACCGAGACCUUUUUGCUUAGCAUCACCAGCUGUGUUUGCCCUUACUGUUGCGUCACAAAGCGUCCUGUUGCCUAGCAACCUUGACAACAGUUAAACAGUUGUACUGUUAGCUCUUGAACUGAGCUGAAACCCAAUACUUAUAUUUAAAAGUGUAAUCCUCGGGCUGUCUAUCAGCAUCAUUUGCUGCCAUAUUAUUUUCAUUACUGGCAAGCAAUGAAUCUUCGGAUAGGCAAGGCCACAAAGGAUCCACCCGUCGGAACCUUCGUUGCGUCGAAAACAAUGGCCGCAGUUCUCUGUCUUCGAAACGGGACAGCCUAGUCGCACCACUGUGACGAAGUUGGUCUUCAAAUGCAGCUUCUGAAGGAUGCGGCCCCUGGUUUAGACCACUGUUCUGUAAAACUUCACCAAAGUUGAACUUGCUUUGAAACAUUUGGACCUAACCCCUGUGAAUAAAUCAAAGCGGCAUUUCCAUUGGGACGAAGUGACUUUGCCACAUAACUCUGCAGUUUGAAGUGCUGGCGGGAUGGUGCCUUUGAGAGGGAUAUUGUGGGAGCAGCUUGUAUGCUGCUCAAAUGUAAUGCACAAUUGGCAUGAAAUGCAGUAUAACAAACAUUUGGACCUAGUUAUCACAGCACUGCAAGUCCAGAGAUGUGCCAAAGCAGCUUUGCCUAACAACUCUUGUAUUUUUAUUUUUUAAUCAUUGACUGUAUUUAUGCAAAUAAUUUAUUUAUACUACUUUAGCACUUGUAUUUGUUUUAUACAUUCACUGUGUGAUGAUAAAAGGAAUCUGCCCUGGCUCUACUCCCUCCGUCCUUUGUCCACAGAGACGCCUCCUCUUGUCUUUCUUGUUUAUGUGAUAGUGAAACACCUGCUGUAUGUUGCCUGUGUUGUUGUCAUGUAAGAACUGACCUCAACACCCUCCGGCGGAUGUUGAGUUUGAGCUCCAUGUGAAUGUGUAUUUGCAGUCCUCCUAGUUGUGCUUUUCAGCCAAUCAAUAGCUUGGAAGCUAUGACAAACCCCUCUGUAAAUUGAUUUUUAUUCUUUUUUUAUUUUGUUUUUGGUACUAUAUGUUUUGUUUUUCAAGAAAAAGAAGCAGUGGACUUGAAAUCAAUGAUCUUUUUAUGGAAUGAUUCGAAGAUGUCAAGUGUUUUCUAAUUACAAAAGCUGAACAGCA
Seriola aureovittata is the source of this 6203-nucleotide messenger RNA. It is a transcript of the gene slco4a1, whose product is annotated as solute carrier organic anion transporter family, member 4A1. Lineage: Eukaryota; Metazoa; Chordata; Actinopteri; Carangiformes; Carangidae. Gene Ontology annotation, cellular component: membrane. The record is from RefSeq and is a predicted model, not a curated record. Gene Ontology annotation, molecular function: protein binding. Bases 433 to 2754 code for a protein of 773 amino acids. Gene Ontology annotation, biological process: sodium-independent organic anion transport; transmembrane transport. The transcript has 12 exons.